Molecule: messenger RNA, 939 nt
Organism: Cryptosporidium ubiquitum
Lineage: Eukaryota; Apicomplexa; Conoidasida; Eucoccidiorida; Cryptosporidiidae
Product: WD repeats-containing protein
Exons: 1
Coding region: 1-939 (312 amino acids)
Molecular function (GO): protein binding
Source: RefSeq, a predicted model, not a curated record
AUGAGAAGUGGAGGAAGAGGAUUAAUUAGUGAUGAAAACGAGGAAAUUCCAAUAAAAUUAUUAAGAAAAUUAACAAAAAAUGAAACAAUUUUAAGUCUAGAGUUUAUUAAGUUUGAUAAUACUUUAAUCUCUGGAAAUAUUUCAGGAGUUUUGGACAUUUGGGACUUGGAAAUCAUGAGAUGCACUUCAAGCAUAAAUAUUGGAUUUGGUUCACCUAUUAUUAAGACAAUAUAUGAUGAUAAAAGAGAAAUAAUAUAUGUACAAAACAGAAAAGGUGAAGUAUAUCUAGUAGAUCAGUUUGAAAACAUAAGGAAAAUGAACUUAAUAGGCACGGACUAUUCCUUAGCAAAAAUGAUCAUUCUUCCUCGUAGUGAGAAUGUAAUUUUCCCAAGAGAAAAUGAUUUACUUUUGAAAUCUUUGGAAACUUCAAAAAAUGAAGAAAUUAUAUUCAACUAUCCAACAGAAAAGAGUGACAAACUUAUUGAUAUUGAGUCACUUAAUGAUAACUCCGUUUUAUUAGGAUUUGAAUCUGGAAAUGUAGUCAUUUGGGAUUUAAGGAAACCAGACUCACAUGCAUAUAUGAAUAAUGUGACAAAUAAUUCUCCUAUACUCUCAAUUAAGAGAUCUUUUAAUCGUCUCUGGAUCUCCAGCUUUGACUCAAAACUUAGAAUUUUUAACAGAAAUUGUUUUGAUUAUCCCAUCAAGGAAAUCACUUCCUUGAAUGUAAUUGAUAAAAUUUCUGUUCGUUCUGAUUCUCUAAUUACUGUUACAUCCAAUACAAUUAAUACAAGUAUGGACAUUUUUGAAAAUAAAUCUCUAGAACGAAUUAAAACAUUCAAGUUUCACUCUACAGAAGUCAGUUCUAUACAAUUCUCAAAUAUCUCAAACUUGUUUGCUGCUUCCUCCAAUACUAUCUCAAUAUGGGAUUUACUAUCCUAG